AUGGCCUCAUCAUUGCUUCUUUGCAUCGCCUUGAUGGCCGCUGGCCCGUUGCUCGCCCUCGCUCAGACGCUGGAUAAGCCUGCGCUCACCCCUGAUCUCGACUACUUAGAGCAGGGAGCCAUCGAUAACCUUGCUCCUACUCAAAGUACGAAUGAUCAAUGGGGUUCUGGUUGGAUUCCCUCCGAUUGCAAAGACAUUGCCAACAACGAGGGCAAGAACCCCGAUGACUUUGAGAUCUACAACGUCCACUACGAUGAUUGUGACGAUGCGUGGGUAUUCUGUCGCCACAAGGAUACCCCGACAGAUCUAAUCACAACGAUUGACAUCUUUGGUCGACUUCCCGUCGCUAUGCGCAGCUGGGUGAGACACGUCCUAACCAUUCCAGGCGAUAACUAUGCGUAUAAUUCCAAUGGCAACAUUGCUUUCUUUGGAACAACUAGUGGCAUCAUGGAUGUGGCGAUUCACGAGACUGGACAUAGUCUUGACUUGCUCGGAGCUUAUGGUGAUCAGUUGUCUUCUAGCCAAGACUGGCUUGACAACUACAAUCAAGAUUCAAAUGUGCCAGACAAUUAUGCUCAGACAAACCAGAUCGAGAACGUUGAGCAGAACACUGUCGUGAGUGUUUACGAUAAGGUCGUCCCCGGGGGAUUCGGUUCUGCCCAGCCCAACUGGAAUAACAUCUUCCAUCAGUAUGCAACGCUUCAGGGGAAGGCUGGCGAUCAAAUUAUCCCCGGUGGAAGCUGUGAUCGUCACCUCGUUAACUCCGAAACUGUUUCCACUAGCGAUUCAGCAGCUGCUGCGAUGGUAGAUGCCGUUGAUAAACCAGUCACUUCAUUCAAAGGAAACUACACCAAGAUUUUGAAAACCCACGCCAAGUUUAACACCAAAGAAAGCUGCUACUUUGGAAACUAA
Talaromyces proteolyticus is the source of this 912-nucleotide messenger RNA. RefSeq names its product putative conidiation-specific protein. The coding region runs from base 1 to 912 and encodes 303 amino acids. NCBI's taxonomy places the organism in Eukaryota, Fungi, Ascomycota, Eurotiomycetes, Eurotiales, Trichocomaceae. The record is from RefSeq and is a predicted model, not a curated record. The transcript has 5 exons.